This is a messenger RNA of Sclerotinia trifoliorum, 2575 nucleotides long. The record is from the annotation of a GenBank genome assembly. Lineage: Eukaryota; Fungi; Ascomycota; Leotiomycetes; Helotiales; Sclerotiniaceae.
CUCUUACCUUUCAUAUUUAAAUAUAUCUACAACUCAUCACCACGAAACCUCAAAAAGCUCUUUGCCAGUAUUUGACUAAAACUUAUCCGAACGUUAAUCUUAUCUUUGGAACAACAACAACAAGUAUGUCUGACGAUGAUGAUUUCAUGCAAGAUUCCGACCAGGAGGAGUAUGUGAAGCCUUACCAGACUUUCCAAAUGUAGCUAACCAAGAUAGAUAUGACUUCGAGUACGAAGAAAAUGAUGACGACGAGGAUGAAGAUGUCGAUAUCGAAAAUAAAUAUUACAAUGCCAAACAAUUGAAGUCUACAGAUCCCGAAGCUGCUAUUGAGGAGUUUCUAGGAAUUCCAGCUCUCGAGCAAGAGAAAGGUGAUUGGGGGUUCAAGGGCUUGAAACAAGCUAUAAAGCUUGAGUUUAACCUUGCUUUAUAUGAUAAGGUAUCAAUUUGUUUUGGCUGAUCAUAUCUUCAUAUCUAAUGAUUGUCCAGGCUGUGGAGCAUUAUCGCGAACUUCUUACCUAUGUCAAAUCUGCGGUAACUCGAAACUACUCGGAGAAGUCCAUUAACAACAUCUUGGACUUUAUCGAAAAAAAAACUGAAGACGAUGCAGCUAGGAAAUGCAUGGAGGAGGUCUAUUCAAACACUCUUGAAUCCUUCCAGAGCACUAAUAACGAAAGAUUGUGGUUGAAAACUAAUAUCAAGCUGGCGAAACUCUUCCUAGACCGUAAGGACUACGCUGCGACAGCGAAGAAAUUACGAGAGCUCCGCAAGGCAUGUGAGUUAGAAGAUGGUACAGAUGACCCAAGCAAGGGCACUUACUCCUUGGAAAUUUACGCAUGUGAGAUUCAAAUGCAUUCUGAGACGAAGAACAACAAGCAAUUGAAGCGGUUGUACGAACGGGCUUUGAAGGUUAAAUCAGCAGUACCACAUCCAAGAAUCAUGGGAAUCAUUCGAGAAUGUGGUGGGAAGAUGCAUAUGGCUGAGGAGAAUUGGAAGGAUGCGCAAAGCGAUUUCUUCCAGUCGUUCAAAGAUUACGACGAAGCUGGAUCCCUACAACGAAUCCAAGUCCUCAAAUAUCUUGUUUUGACAACUAUGUUGAUGAAAUCCGAUAUCAAUCCUUUCGAAUCUCAGGAAACCAAACCAUAUAAGAAUGAUCCUCGUAUCGCCGCAAUGACUGAUCUAGUCGAUGCAUACCAAAGAGAUGAUAUUCACAGAUACGAAGAUGUUUUAAAGAAGAAUAAAGAUCUGAUGUCCGACUCAUUCAUUCGCGAAAACAUUGAUGAAGUAACUCGAAAUAUGAGAACCAAAGCAGUAGUCAAAUUAAUCGCACCUUACACUCGCUUCAAGCUUGAUUUCAUUGGCAAAGCCCUCAAAAUCCCAGUUUCAGAAGUUCAAGACAUCUUAGGCUUCUUGAUUGUUGACAAGAAAGUCAAUGGAAAAAUUAACCAGCAAGAAGGGACGGUCGAAAUUGAGGAUAACCGUGAUGUGGAGCGUCUCAAGGCAAUGCAUGAAUGGACUACGGCCGUAGGUUCUCUGUAUGAGACUAUCUUCAAGGAGUGUGAGGGAUUUAGGAUGAACGAUGUCAAUCAGAUUGGGGAUAUAGAUAAGGAUGCCAAUUCUAUGGGAGGAUAUGUCCGAGCUGGUGAUGUGGGUUUAAAGUAUGGUGGACAGAGAGGAGGAAAACCUCUUGGAAAAGUUAAGAAGGGAUUUUUUUCGGGGGGGUUGUGAGUAUGGCAGUCAGGAUUGACUGAUUAAUUGGUCUUUGAACAAACACUAGGUUCAAUAUUGAUACCAUAAGAACAUAUGUGGGAUGGAAGGGGUUGGGGAUGGGACAGUGUUCUGAAGCCAGAUCACGGUAAUGAUAGAUGAGUUAUGACCAAUGAAUAGGUAAACCACCUACCAUACAGAUACAAUAAUGAACAAGAGAAAUACAGUUUUCAUCUCAUUUACCUAUUCACUCUCCUUUUCCUUUCUUUCCUUUCCCUUCCGUUCUCCGGAACCAAAAUAUCUAUAAUUAACCUCUCCUUCAGGCUCCAUACAUCCCAGAGCCUCCCCCCACUCAAUCCCUUCUCCCCGAACCGCUCCCAGUACAUCCAAUGCAUAUUUCGAUCACAUCACAUCGUCUCGAUCGAUCGAUCGAUCGGCACAAUCAAACGUGGCUGGCGGAGGUUGCAAUAUAUACCCUGAAUAUAGAUAGACGAGAUGGCAGGAGCGAGGAAGUGAUCGAUGGCUGCCUGUGGGGGUCAAUAUUUCUAUACGAUGUAUUGCGUUUUGAGGUGGCUGGGCGCCGGGCAAGUGGGUGGGUGGUUGGUAGCUAGAGUUAGAGUUAGAGUUAGAGUUAGAGAUUAGAGACUAGGGACUGGGAGACUGGAAGCUAGAGACUGGAGUUUAGAGGCUUUUUUUAGAUUCUUUGUUUGUUGGGUUGGGUUUUUGAGUUCGGUUGGCUUUUUUGGGUUGGCUUUGGGUAUGGGGUUGGCGUUGGGGUUGGGUUUGAGUUUUGAGUUUGGGGAGAUGGGGUUCGGGUUUGCGUUUGGGAGAUGGGAAGAUGGGUUGGUAAGGGGUAUUUGGGUGGGUGGGU